AUGGCGCUGACGGGGUCGUCUUCGCCCCAUUUCUACCUGGCACGCUCGCGAAGCACCUCCCUGCCUCCCCUCUCCUCGUCCUCUUCCUCUUCAUCCUCCAAGUCUUCCAGCGUGUCCCCCUUCGCCGCCUUUUGCUCCGCCCUGACCUGGCCCAACCACGUCCUGCCCUCCCUGGCCCUGGCCUUCGACGAACCCUCCUUCUUCGCCGACCUCCGAGUCGACAUCAACCCCAUCAUCACCCCCACUUCCUCUACUCCAUCUUCUCCAUCUCCAUCAUCUUCUCCAUCAUCUUCAUCUUCAUCUUCUUCUACACAGCAAGGAGAAGGUGAGGAAUGCCAACAUUCCACAAAUACCGAAGAGAGCAGCCCGCGACUAGGGCAGGACUGCGUGUGGGUCCACCGUAUGGUGGUGGCGGUGCACAGCCCCGUCUUCCGAUCCCUGCUGCGCUCGGGCUCAGAGGCCGGUGGGUCGCGCGAGAGCCGCGAGGGCGUCAUCGACAUGUGCGGCCCGCAGCAUCCGCCCGGCCGCGUGGUCCGUUGCCUGCUCAAGAUGAUGUACGCCUCGCCCGGUCUCGCCAUCGACGAACUCGGCCACGAGCCCAAACUCUCUGACGAGUGGGAAUUCCUGCUGCAGCUGUUCAAGCUGGCCCAUCUGUACCAGGUGGAGGUGGUGCUCGACGCCUGCACCCGGCGACUCAAGCACAUCCUCGAGCAGCUCAAGGACACCACCGCCACCACACCCGCAGCGCGCCAGGCCACCGUCCAACACCACCGCCGCGGCUCCAAGGCCGCCGCAGCUGCAGCCGCAAACGCCGCGGCCGUCGCGGAUGUCGACCUCAACGGCGGCGGCGGCGAACUGAGCGACGAGGAGGAGGAGCGGACCCGCCAGACGUGCUACGCGCUCGAGCUGCUGGCCUUCCUGCUCCACAUCAAGGAGGCCGAGACCAGCGACCACCCCACAGCGAGCCGCCCAGCCCCAUCAACACCACGACCGGCCGCCGCAGCCAGUCGGCACCCGACUUCAGGCGAUGACGUCAGCACAGCACCGGGCAAGAAGGUGGUCGAGGUGGGCGUCGAGGCUGAGGAGGCCGCGGCGGCCGUGGCCCCGGUGGGCGAGCAGCGGGAGGAGAUGCUGGUGCGGAUGCUGGACCACCACCUCUACCCGCAGCUGGCCAUGAUCGUGCAGCACAUCCGGUGCGAGGACGUGCUCACCCUGCAGCACCUCCUGCAGCUCUCGGUGUGCACCGCGCGGCCGUCGUCGCCCACCACGGCCGCCGCCGCCACGGCCUCGCUCACGCCCCCGUGGCCGGGCGGCAUGCGGGCCACCAGCCAUGCCAAGCUCUACAGCGCCUGA
This is a messenger RNA of Acanthamoeba castellanii str. Neff, 1353 nucleotides long. Its product is annotated as BTB/POZ domain containing protein. Lineage: Eukaryota; Discosea; Longamoebia; Acanthamoebidae. The coding region runs from base 1 to 1353 and encodes 450 amino acids. The record is from RefSeq and is a predicted model, not a curated record. Gene Ontology annotation, molecular function: protein binding. The transcript is spliced from 3 exons.